Molecule: messenger RNA, 2099 nt
Organism: Cloeon dipterum
Lineage: Eukaryota; Metazoa; Arthropoda; Insecta; Ephemeroptera; Baetidae
Exons: 5
Coding region: 1704-2051 (115 amino acids)
Source: RefSeq, a predicted model, not a curated record
AGCUGUGCUGAGAAUUGUUUUUGGUCUGCGGCCGUGCCGUGAUCGAGGAUUAAAAGGCCUGCGAGGUGGCCGGCGACCAACAGGCGGCCACCGAGGGCCGUGGCAGGCCACGGACGGCGUGCGGGACAAGUCGAAGGGCUUGGAGGCGGUUUGGGACUCGCUCAGCCAGAUUCUGAUUCCCAGGGUGCGAGGCCGACAUUUCCCAAGUGCAUCAUCACGCGGGCUUGCAAGGAUAUCCGCAAAUUGAAGCAGCAGUAGCCUCCGCCAGCUGCACAUGCAGGUGCAACCUCCGACCCUGCGGCUGCUGCCCGUCGCUGAGAGCGAUUCUUUCGUUUGGAUGUCCAGCACAACAAACCCAUGCCCGCCAGCUGCACGAGAGGCUCUAUUUUGGCGACAGAUGUUUACUGCCUGGCCCUUCGAGUUGCUUCGGCUUCAAGGUGCUGAACGCUGAGGAGACGGACGUUGCUUAGCUCGAGUUCGACGUUGAGGAUUACGUAUACGCGCGAUAGUCUAUCGCCAACGUCGUCCGUGUCUCUCGACUUAGUCGGCCAACUGCUCGGAACACUGGGCUGCAUCUUUGGCGCUUGCGGCCGUGACGUUGGCCUUUUUGGCAGUGCUGCCGUCCAAUUCUCAUCCGCUGGGGCGAUUGACGGCAACCCCUUCAGCAGCGGGAACGACGGGAACGUGCAUCCUUCGCGCGAUCUCAUCCUGAAUAGCCUUCGGCAGCAUUUGCAACGCGUCAAUGUCAAGCUGGUUUCCAGCCUGGCCGACGCCGUGAAGAAGACGGAGCCGCCCAGCAUCCAGGUUACGCCACGCAACCAGGGUCCCAUCCAGAAAGUCAGACGCGAUUGAGUCUCUGUCCAAGAGCGUGAAGCAGUUUGCAAACAAGGCUCUAAACUGUGGUGACGCGGAGAGCAAGUUGGCCGUUCCCGAACCGACGCUAAGCCUAGCUAAAAAGCUGGCCAAGCCUUCGGUCGCCGAGAGGAACUCGUUCGGUGACUCCGCGCUGGCCGACCUCACUCUAUAGUCAGACCAGCGUUGGCGUUCGCUCCUUGAGCGCGUUUCCUUGUCCUCUUUCGAGAAGCAUAUCUCCGAGCUGACCAAUGCCAAGUCAGCCACUUUCACAAAUCACCGUCAGACUCGCAGGCAUGGCUCUGGCAGAGACUGGAGGAUGUGUGCUCUGUUGGCCUGCGGUCAUAAUUUAGUUGCCCGGGAACCGGCCAACGACCAUUAGGUGACUGUCGAGGACCACGGCUGACUCGCGGCCACACACAGGAAGCAGUGAGUGUGAGCAAAGAGCUGGCGCGGUGGAGCACGGAGAGAGGCCGAACGUCGAGCAAACCUUCGCGACGCGACCUCGACUCCGCCAGCAAGUACCAAUGCCUCGAGCAAGCCUCCAAGCAAGACAUGCAGCAGCUGGCCAAGCAGGUCGAAGAAGCGGAGGUGCAGUGCCGUGCGCGGACGCAGCAGGUGCAGCAGCUUGAAGCGACGCGCGCCUCCGAUAGCGACGAGCUCUGCCAGCCGGCACACUGUUCUCGCCUGACCUGGGCAUAGAGAGCGACACCGGCCGCGGCGACGAGCGCAGCCGACUCAAUCAGGAGAACUGGUAGCUCAAGCAGAAGCUUACCGAGAGCCAAUCCAUCUUGGAACGCUGCCUUGAGGCGCUCUACAAGAACCGCGACCGGCUGCGCGUAUAGGCCUCCAUGGAGAAGAAGCUGUUGCGCACGGACGAGGUGCUUCUCAAGGCCUUGCACAACCUCAAGCUGCUGCCCAGGUCGCCCCGAAUUGCUGUCGUUAAGGUGCUGGACUAUGAGAGGAUGAUGCCUAGCUUGAGUCCGCCUGCAUCCUCGGCGCUUGCGGCCGCGACGUCGGCAUUUUUGGCGUCGCUGACGUCCACUCCGAGAAGAAGAAGGAGGUGGAGCCAAGCACAGCAUGCACAAGUGCGCAUGCGUGGUUGGCAGCUGGCGUUGGCAGACACAGACUCCAGUCGUCCAGUCUGGCAGCGACAGCGACUGAAGGAUGACGUGCGCGGUGAUGUUCUACAGCCGUGAUUGAGGGGCCAAGCGGCCACUAGGCAACUAUCGAGGACCAUGGCCACA